AUGGACAGCACUAGAUCGACUACGUUUGCGACAAGACGCAUCGCGGUCCCGUUCCUGUUGGUGGUAGCGGCGGCGGCGGCGGCGGCGGUAGUGGCGCCCGUGGCAGCAGCUCCGCCUAACCCGACGCGAUCCCGAGCGCAGUGGCCGCCGCCGAUGCGGACCGGAGAAGUGGCACCGGCGGCGCCGCCGAGGCUGUUACAGCGCGACUGCCCCGAAUUCACAUCCUGGGCGGUCGACCGGAACCACGGGCCGCUUUCCAAGGGGCGCAACAUGCUCCCGAUGCAGCGGCCCGACCCGGACUGUAGGACGUUCAUGGUCGACGAGGUGGAGGAGACCAUCGCCGAGAUGAGGCGGGCCGUCGUGGACCCGGACUUGUUUCGGCUGUUUGAGAACUGCUUCCCCAAUACGCUUGACACGGCAGUUAAGUGGCAUGGGUUGGCUGCGCAGACGAAGGACGAAGAGCUUACUUUCAUAGUCACCGGUGAUAUUGACGCCAUGACCUCUCUGGCAUCUCUCUUCCGCGGAACCAUCAACAUGCAAGCGCGCUUCAUCGAAAAGUCGCCGCACUGCAAUGCUUUUCGAGCGCCACCCGAGUCUGGCAUCAGUUCCGACAUGCCUAUCUCGUUAGAUUCUGUGUGGCCGAUACCUGACCAAAGAGUUGUGUUUGAGUGCAAGUGGGAGCUAGAUAGCUUGGCUGCGUUUUUACAGUUGUCGCACGAAUACUACGAAGGCACAGGAGACUUGGCCUUCUUUGGAAAGCACGGCUGGGUCGACGCGAUCGAGGCCAUCAUGAACACGACGACGACACUCCAGGCGGGCACGUACGCCGAGGACGGGCUACCCAACGCGUCGCCAUAUCGCUUCCAGCGGCAGACGUCGACUGCGAGCGAGACGCUCAGCAACUCGGGCGACGGCAACCCCGUGGUGGGUGGUACGGGCCUGGUGCGGAGCGCCUUUCGACCGUCAGACGACGCCGCCAUCUACCAGCUCCUCGUGCCUGCCAACAUGAUGUUCUCAAGGUACCUCGCGUCCUGCGCUGAGAUCAUGGCCAAGCUGGCUGAGGAUGAGACACCUGACGACGUCCACGGCCGUUUUCGACGCGGCUUAGCUCGGGAUAUGUCUGGCUUGGCCAGGCUGGUCCGUCGCGGCAUCGAGAGCCAUGCCAAGGUCAGGCAUGAUGUCUACGGGGAGAUGUACGCUUAUGAGAUUGACGGGUCUGGUUCGCAUAACCUCAUGGAUGAUGCCAACCUCCCAUCGCUGUUGAGUUCUGCCAUGAUGGGCUUUGUAUCGAAAGAUGAUCCCACAUAUUUGAAUACUCGAAAAUUCAUCUUUAGCAAAGAUAACCCCUAUUUCAUGCAUGGUCCGGUUCUCAACGGCACCGGUGGUCCUCACAUAGGCCCGGGGAUGGCAUGGCCCAUGUCGCUCAUCGUACGCAUCAUGACCACGGACGACGACGACGAGAUCAUGGCGACGCUGAGACAACUGGUGGAAUCGACGGAUGGCCUGGGGUUGAUGCACGAGUCGAUCAACACUUUCAGCGCAGCAAUGUAUACUCGGCCUUGGUUUUCAUGGGCCAAUGGUCUAUUUGGCCAGAUGAUGUUGGAUUUGAAGGAUAGGAAACCCCACAUUUUGAAAACAGUUUACUUCCAAUGAGAGAGAAGCUUCCCCUGACUCUAAACGUCAGUUUGAGAGUUUAAAAAGUUGAGAAUAUACAUGCAUAAUGAUAGGGUUUUAUUUACAAAAAACGACUAUUUUAGAUGAUACCUUAUGACGACCAAUAA
Pyricularia grisea is the source of this 1781-nucleotide messenger RNA. RefSeq lists its product as uncharacterized. Gene Ontology annotation, biological process: carbohydrate metabolic process. NCBI's taxonomy places the organism in Eukaryota, Fungi, Ascomycota, Sordariomycetes, Magnaporthales, Pyriculariaceae. Bases 1 to 1653 code for a protein of 550 amino acids. The record is from RefSeq and is a predicted model, not a curated record. The transcript is spliced from 9 exons.